Sabethes cyaneus is the source of this 1335-nucleotide messenger RNA. RefSeq lists its product as uncharacterized. Lineage: Eukaryota; Metazoa; Arthropoda; Insecta; Diptera; Culicidae. The record is from RefSeq and is a predicted model, not a curated record. Bases 181 to 1335 code for a protein of 384 amino acids. The transcript is spliced from 6 exons.
ACGAUGUAAAAUUUUUGCUCGUAGUAAAGUGACGCUUCGAUUGAAUGAAAAAUUCGAAAAAUAUAGUUUUUGUGAUGAUUUCCGUCGCUGUUAUGCGAAAAAAGUGAAAAACCAGCAGAUAGUUUAGUGAUUUUCACCUUAAUUACCGUGAGAGCUGUGUGCUGAUAGUGCUGAUACGAAAUGGAAAAAUCCCCUACCGUGAAGGUGGAGGAAGAAGCCCCGGCGAUAAAAGUGGAGGAGGUUAUGAUUUCCGACAUUCUGGGUACGGAAGUGAAACCACCGAUCGGUUUCGUUGACGGCAGUUCUGGUGAAGCCAUUAUGCCACCCGACGCCGCAAGUGUUAUGGUGAAAGAAGAACCUGCGUUAGACAUCGUUGAUGAAGCGGAGAAGGCAGGAACGGAACCGCCACCAUUGGCGUUGUUUGGAGCAGCAGCAGCAGUGGCGGAUGGCGAAAUGGCCGCAUCUAGUUCCAGGGAACCGCGUAAGGAACCGGCAACAGUUUUCGCACCAGAGAUGAAUCCGGUCCAGCUAUCAUUUGACGAUUUAGGAAUGCUCAGAGAUCAACCUGACUGGAACGAAGACGACGGCGACGCAAUGCCAACCGUCGACGGCGACGGAGUGCACUAUCAACCGCCGGCAAAAAAACGACACACCAACAAAUCAAACGACCAGUAUGCGACGUUCCUGGAUCUGCUCGGAGAGCAUGCGGGGGUGCUAUUGGAAAAAUCACAAAGUCCAUCAAUGAAAAUGAAGAAAUCGGCCGCUCUUCAGAAGCUGUCCCGGAAACUUUUCGUUGAAUAUGGCAUUGAUUACAGCGAGCAGCAAAUCAUGAAGAAGGUGCACAAUCUAAAAAAUCGUGUAAAAUCCAAAACCGACACCAAGCAGACCGGUGGCCAGCGGAGGAUGCCUCUUAAUCCGGCAGAGCGCAGAUUCUAUGACCUGCUGAGUGGCUAUGAAAAUGCAUCAGUCGCCGAGGAAACGCUUGUAAUGCCUGUUGGAGAAAUGGGAUUUAAUUUGUAUGGAAAUUCAGAAGCUACCAAUGUAUAUGCUACCAAUAAUGGUUCACAAAACAAAACUGCCGGCUCUGCGACUACGACUAGCCGUGCCACGCGAUCGCCAAGGACGCAGCCAAGCGAAUUGGUUAAAUUGGAGCGCACUCUGCUUCAGGAGCAGUUGAACUUAGCACGCGCUCAGCACAAGUUGUUACUGCAGCAACACGCAUUGAGUAUUCAGCAGCAAAAUGAAAAGCAUGCCGAGGAGAUGAAAUUAUUGAAGCUGAAACGAGAGAUCGCAACUUUGAAGCUGCAAGCAUUGAAUUGGAACAAUCAGCAUUGA